Molecule: messenger RNA, 533 nt
Organism: Corticium candelabrum
Lineage: Eukaryota; Metazoa; Porifera; Homoscleromorpha; Homosclerophorida; Plakinidae
Product: methylmalonic aciduria type A protein, mitochondrial-like
Exons: 4
Coding region: 16-447 (143 amino acids)
Cellular component (GO): cytoplasm
Molecular function (GO): GTP binding; GTPase activity
Source: RefSeq, a predicted model, not a curated record
GUCGAGUUGGCUGACAUGGUUAUUGUAACAAAAGCCGAUGGUGAAUUGAUGAAAGCAGCAAAUCAUAUGAAAGCAGAAUACCUCAGUGCAAUGCGCUUUCUCAAACGACAAUCAAAGAUAUAUUACCCCAAGGUCCAUCUCAUUUCUUGCCAAGAAAACAGGGGAAUUAAUGAAAUAUGGGAAGAGAUGCGUGGCUUCAGACAGAUAAUGCAGGAGUCGGGACACUUUGAAUCAAAACGACAUCACCAACAGAAAGCCUGGAUGUGGAAUCACAUUCGACAUCAAAUACUGUCCAGCUUCAGACGACAUCCUGCGGUACAGGAAUCCUAUGCAAAGUAUGAAGAGCUGGUUGUUGAUGGUGUGUUGACACCGGGAGCAGCUGCAGACAAGUUACUUGCAUGCUUUCUGGAUGACAGACGAGCAAAUGAGAGUGAAGCCAAGAAAUAGUGAAAUCCCAGUCUUGUCUAAUGUUUAGACACAUGGACACGUAUCUGCGUAUAUUUUGAACAAUUUCAAUAAAAUCACCGGUGAGC